Vicia villosa (hairy vetch) is the source of this 793-nucleotide messenger RNA. Its product is annotated as flocculation protein FLO11-like. Gene Ontology annotation, cellular component: cytoplasm. Gene Ontology annotation, molecular function: 5'-deoxynucleotidase activity. Bases 8 to 793 code for a protein of 261 amino acids. The transcript is spliced from 3 exons. The record is from RefSeq and is a predicted model, not a curated record. Lineage: Eukaryota; Viridiplantae; Streptophyta; Magnoliopsida; Fabales; Fabaceae.
GCCAACUAUGGCCACCGCACCUUCAUCAUCAUCGCCGUCAUCACCGUCAUCACCUGCCACCUCACCUUCAUCAUCAUCACCGUCAUUGCCUGUCAUCGCACCUUCAUCAACAUCACCGUCAUCGGCAGUCAGAGCCGUAAUCGCCUUUCAUCACCGUAAUCGCCUGUCAUCGCCGUCGUCGCCUUCCACCGCACCUUCAUCAUCAUCACCGUCAUUUCCUGUCAUCGGACCUUCAUCAUCAUCAUCGCCGUCGUCGCCUUCCACCGCACCUUCAUCAUCAUCACCGUCAUUGCCUGUCAUCGGACCUUCAUCAUCAUCAUCACCGUCGUCGCCUGCCACCGCACCUUCAUCAUCAUCGUCAUUGCCUGUCAUCGCAUCUUCAUCGACAUCACCGUCAUCGCCUGUCACCGCUGGCACCAACACCACUCCACCACCUUCUUCUUCGGUAGUUCCCGAUGCUGUCUCCGCCGUUCAAUUCCUCAAUCUCUGUCACGUGCUCAAGGGAAGAAAGGGAACAACAAGAUGGCUGAGAAGUGACGUUGAGAAUCCAGAAUCUAUAGCUGCUCAUACAUAUGGAAAGAGUUUAAUGGCACUGAUUGCACCAGAUGUUCCUGGUCUUGACCGAAACAAGUGCAUCAGAAUGGCUAUUAUUCACGACAUUGCAGAAGGUAUGCUGUUUUACUCUGCAAAUAAUGUUAGUUUAGAUGAAGUCAGUCGGGGGAGUAAUAAUUGUAAAUCAAUGAAAUCUGGAAGAAACCAACUGAAUACUAGGGCUAGUUUAAAAUUAAUAUAG